GUGUGUGUGUGUGUGUGUGUGUGUGUGUGUGUGUGUGUACCGGAAAAAGUGUUCUGUCUGUAUUGGAGGGGGUCCUGAAACGUCACAUCCAAGGACGCUGGAAGGAGGUUGUAAACUGCGCAAUGCAGAAAGGGAACAGCCGGCGGUGCCUUCACUGAUCAUUGGAACACAGACCUUCACUGCUGAUUACAAUCUCAAAUAUUACUUUUGAGUCUCCCGAAGGGAAACAUUGUAACAAUGAAGCGCGGAAUCUGUGGACUUUUUCACUUUUUAAUAACGUUUCCUCUCGUCGGUGGAACACCAUUCCAACAUAACAUGUUCCAGGGGAGAUCAUAUUCUGGCUCUGGAACGCGCCAAAGAAAUAAAAACUGGUGCGCCUACGUUGUGCACAAGAACGUGAGCUGUUCCGUCGUGGGAGGCACGGAGAGUUUCGUGCAGCCCGAACUUUUGCCGUGUCCUCCGGAGCUGCCAAACUGUGAGCAACAAGUGAUAUAUCGGACACAGUUCAGGCCCAUGUAUAAGAUUGCAUACAAGACUUUAACAGAGCUGGAGUGGAGGUGCUGCCCGGGUUACCAGGGCCAUGACUGCAUGGAGGUGAAGGAUCUGAAGCGGCUCCAAGUAGAGCGUAUGCCUCCUUCCCCCUUUGCCUCUGGACAUAUUCCAGUCCCAGAAGAUCAGCGGACAGAGAAUCAGGGGAACCAUCCAUGGGGAGGGGAGGGGCAGUUUGGAGGUCAGACAGGUCAAAGGCCACAGUCGGGUCGUGGAGGAUCUCAAAGCGAGCAACACCUGGAGGAGGAGGUGCAGCGGCUAUCCCAGAUGGUCCUCGACAUGCAGGCAAGAAUGACUGACAUGUCUUCCAAUCUGAGACUGGAUUUUCAAGAGGACGCCAGUAAAAUGCUGGCUACGCUUCUGAAUAACUUCAGACAGCCCUCCAGCGCGAGAGGGGCAGAGAGCCACAUCGCUCAGGUGCAGGACUUCUCUUUUGGGAGUGAGACAACGCAGAUGGACGAGGUCAUGAACAAGAUCAGCCAGGUCACAGACGAUCUGGAGUCCAAGAGCAAUGCCCUGGACAACCUGCUGGGUCGCGUCAACAGCCAUGACGGACAGAUUCAUCUGUUAAUGGAGGCUGCCCAGAACCAGCUGCCCACACCCGCUCCUGCUCCUCCAACCAGUGGUGCAGACCUGCGGGCCUACCUGGACGAGAAGAUCAGCGCUCUGAGAGAGGAGUUAAUGGAAGGCAUGGACAUCAAAAUAGCAGACAUGAAGAACGCCUGCGACUAUAAAAUCACAUCGGUUCAGGAGCAGUGUGAGGGAACGGAAACAAACUAUCUCAGCCUGGCCGAGCUCAUGGAGUCAAAGGAAGCUGACCUCCGGAAGGAGAUCCAGGACAUUAAGACCCAGCUUAUUGGUCCAGGAAAUGCAGACACUGGUCUUGUGGACAUCCAUCUGAACUCAUCUGAGAAAACUUCAGCGUCCCAAUGUCUUUCCGUUGAGGUGAAGCUGAAGCAAGAACAGGCAGAGGCCAUCAAAGACCUGAGGGACACUCUGGAGGAUAAGCUUUUCUCCAUGGAAGAAAGACUCACCACCAUGUUGGCAAAUACCAGCACCAACUCUCCAUCUGGGGGUCUUUUAAAUGUUGUAGAAAACAUUCAACAAGACUUCCAGAGCUGCAGAACUGCUGUAGAUGCUGUGGAAUCAAGUCUAAAGGCUCACAUCGGUGGAGCCAUGGAGGGCCAACUCCCCAACUCCAGCACCAGCAUUGAGCACGUCCACAGCGAGUUAAGCUAUCUUAAAGGACGUGUAGGGAUUUUGGAGGACUCUCUAUCAGAUGUAGUCAACCAGCAGUUUCAAGCGUCUCUGAUCCUCAACUCCACCUGGGGUCAAGUAAAAACAGGGGCUGAGCAGGAGGCCAAGGACCUCCUGGAGCAGCAUCAAGAGCUGAGAACCCAUCUAGACGAGCUUCGCAGGGAGGUGAACGCUGGGGCCGACCACUGCAAGGGACAAACUGAAGAUGUCGGGCAGGAGAUGGCACGCAUUGACAGCCGCAUUGUUAGUGUGGAGGGUUUAUGUAGCAAGCUGGAUCCCAUCUCCUCUAGCCUCCAGAGGAUCAAAGAGGCCCUGAAUAAACACGUCACUGGGUUGUGGACUUGUGUCAAACAUCUGAAUGGUACGGUCAGCGCUCAUGCCCGAGAUAUUGGAGGACUGAGGGGAACCUGUGAGAACAUCCAGAAUCAAAUCUCUAAUGCAGCCACGGACCUACAGGUGCUAACCAACAGCAAUACUGGGAAGACAGGUAUUCAUGUUUCAGUGGAGGACCAUGGGCUUCCCCAGGGUGCAGGUAAGAGCCUCACAGGGCCGCUGGAGCCCCCUGUGAUGGAGACCGGGGAGGCGGGACCUCCAGGGAAGAUGACCUCGUCCAAGCUGCCCAAGGGAACGGACGGCAGCAUGAUGCCUGUCCUGGGCUUCGCUGGCGCUCCAGCCCCCCCUGACCCCAUUAAGACAAGAAAACCACUCAUCUUAGAUGUUAACAUGCCACGCCAGAAACCUGCCUCUGCUUCAGAUGAGAGGGCGUCGUUCUCCGCCGGGCUGACUCUGCAGCCGUUCCAGGGAGAGAAGGGGAUCAUUAGAUUCGACAAGGUGCUGCUCAAUGAUGGUGGACACUAUGACGCUCACACAGGAAUCUUCACAGCGCCCACUGACGGCCGCUACCUGGUGACGGCCGUGCUGGCGGCGCAGCGAGGGGAGAGGGUGGAGGCGGUCCUCUCCGUGUCCAACCGCAGCGUCCAGAAGUUAGACUCCACCGGCUUCCUGUCCGGAGCAGCUUCACCUCUGUCACAUGACCAGUGUCCCUGCAGCAGCUCCACCUCCCUGAGCCUGGUGCUGCCGCUGAGGAGAGGAGACCGAGCGGGAGUCAUCAUGACGGCGGGGAAACUCGCCAUCUCCGCUUCCUCUGAGAUCCUGUCAUCUUUCAGCGCCACGCUGCUUCACCCCAGCAGCCCCUCCAAACGGUAGCCAUGCCUUAUUUAAAGACACCUCAUCAUAUCAUGGACGUAUUAAGGCUAAUGGUGAUUUUCUAUUAUCAGGGAGGGAAAGACACUCUAAAAGAGGUUAAAAAUAGUCUCAAUAAAUGAGAUUAUUUCUAUCCUAAGUACUAAUAUAUAGAGCAUUUACACUGCAUUUUUUUGUUAUAUUUGUUUCUUUCUAACACAUUUUAUUGCCGUCCACCGCAGUUUCUUAAUAUUUAAAAACAUGUAAAAAUGAAAUUCCCGUUGAUCAGAUUUGUUCAUACUUACUUAGGAAAUCUAUUAAAGUGUUUGUUCUCAGAAACAACCUAUAACAUCCUAAACUAAGCUAAGAUUGUCAAAAAUGUGCAAAAAGGCUUUUUUCUUCAAAUAUAGCUUGUGCUUUUAUUAGAGCACUGUCAUUUAAUUUAACAUUUAAUACAGCGUUCACAAUAUACACUACUUUAAAUAACUGUCAAAGCAAACUGUUGAAUGUAUUUGUCCACUUGUUUUUCUUCAAAACAGUCAUUUAAAACAUUCUUUGUGCUCUCAUUGUUACAUCAUCUCCAGAAAACACAUCAGCAGAGGUUUCUACCCUGAAACGUGAGCUACGUCUCCACAAAAUCAGAUAUACAGUAUAGUGUGUGUUCUCUUCACACAGAGUUCUUCACUUUCAUAGAAAGAAAACGUCACCUUUCAGCUGUUACUGAGCGUGAAAAGGAUCAAAACAAAAAGAGGCAUAACAUUAAUAUACUGCAGGUUUACCAUGGCAACGUCACACAGCAGCAGAUUAGUUAAUAAUUAUCUAAUUCAAUCUGGGCUUUGCAAAUAUACUUCAUACCAAUAUAUCAGCGUCUACAGUUCAUAAAGACUUCCUUUUUUCAAUUACAGCAAUGCAAUUAUUAACUAAGUCAUUAGUUGCGUUGUGCAAAGUUAGUAAGCAGAGAUAUAAGGCCACUAAAGAGUGAGUAAGGCCUUACAAGGGAUGCAAAUAUAGCUGCUAUAAAUAUAACCGUGGAUGUUUUAUGAUCGCCCUCAAGUCAUGGAAAGAGAGAAAUACAAUCAGUAUUUGUUUCAUACUGAACAGUGGCCAGUUUAAACACCUCCACUGCCAAAAUCAGUGCUUCGGUAAUAUCUACCUACACUAACAAAAACCGAUUUGAAUGGCGAGACUCAUGUUUUGGCUUUUGUAUGCGCCAAAAGCCUCAAAUACACCUCUUAAUUUAGAUGUGAUGUAUAAACGUGGAGUACAUUCAUAUCCCAAACUCUUUCACUAAAGUGGAAUGUGACAAUAUCAAGCUAUUCCAGAAUUUCUUAUAUUAGAAGCCAUUCCUCUUCAUUUCAAAUAUGAACCCCAGAUUGAGUCAAAGCAGCUCCUCUAAACACACCUCGGCGACGGGCUGCCUCCAGAAGCAGAAGGAGCUGAACUCGGGGCAGCUGAAGGUGGCGCUGUGCUGGGAGCUGCGUAGAGGGAACACGUGCUCCACCAGCUCGCUCAGACGGCUGUAUCUGGGAAAUGAAAAACAGCGAUGGGAACAGUAAGCGUUUGUCUGAGAGACACAAACAAACUCCAUUGAUGCCUCCGUACUCACGAUGUUUUAUUGCCUUUUGCUUGCUCCAGGAUUAGCUCUCCUUUGGGAUUCACUGUGAAUAUCCGACACACGGGCACGCCCACUUGCUUGUAGGCAAACACGUCCUUCAAUACAGGAGAAAGAGACAAUAAGUCUGAACAUAAAAUACCUGAAGAAGUGAAGAUAAAACCCCUAACUUGAAAUGAUACAACAACCAUGUUACACUUACACUUUCUCUGUUUCCAAAGGCUGCGUAGAAGGGAUGUGUGUUUGGGAGGAACAGGUUCUUGAUGUCUGUGAGGCAUUGGAUCUUGAACUUUUCCGGCUUUUUUUCUAUGACCUCUCUAUCAAAAGAAUACAAAAUAAAUAAAGAUGAAAUGUCACUGCUGACGUUACAGAAACACAGAAAACUCAUUUAUCACAGUUCAUAGUCUAAACGUUUUCAAAAUGAACAUAAAAACGGUGUAAAUACAUUAAAUUCUGACAUG
Gymnodraco acuticeps is the source of this 5061-nucleotide messenger RNA. RefSeq names its product elastin microfibril interfacer 2b (gene emilin2b). Gene Ontology annotation, molecular function: protein binding. Lineage: Eukaryota; Metazoa; Chordata; Actinopteri; Perciformes; Bathydraconidae. The transcript is spliced from 9 exons. The record is from RefSeq and is a predicted model, not a curated record. The coding region runs from base 238 to 3012 and encodes 924 amino acids.